AUGGCACAACAAUCAUUAAAAGUUAAAAAGAAUACUUCAAAUAAACAAACUAAACAAUCAAAAGUUGGUAUCAAUAAGAAGAGUAAAUCAAAGUCACCAUUGGAAAUCGCCAAGAAGAAGAUCUCAAAGAAAUUGGAAAUCAACAUUGCUAACAAGAUUGAGAGUGAAAUGAAAGCACGUGUCACCAAGAACAAUGGAAAGCUAUCUGUUUUGAAGUCCGAACAACCAAAACAAAAGAGAGUUAAGAAGAAUCAUUAA
This is a messenger RNA of Heterostelium album PN500, 258 nucleotides long. RefSeq lists its product as uncharacterized. NCBI's taxonomy places the organism in Eukaryota, Evosea, Eumycetozoa, Acytosteliales, Acytosteliaceae. The record is from RefSeq and is a predicted model, not a curated record. The transcript is spliced from 2 exons. The coding region runs from base 1 to 258 and encodes 85 amino acids.